CUGUGCAGUUCUUUCAUCCGUACUUCCCUAGUUGUUAGCAUGAGUUUGGUGACGACGAUGAUGAAGUCGCUUCAGUUGUAGAAAACCCGCCACCUGAAGAUGAACAGCAUGAGCUCAGCCCACAGAUGAAGGAUCUGAGCUGCUACCUGGAUGUCUGCAAGGUUCUCAAAUGAUGAAUAUCAGAAACUAGCCAAAAAUGCAGGGGGCCAUUGCGAGAGUGUGCGUGGUGGUGGCCGCUGCCAUUCUGAACCAUCCGUUGCUCUUUCCUCAAGAGAACAACACGCUCCAGGAGCAGGAUGAGGAACUGAUGGCUCGCAUGCGGGAGCAUGAGGAAAGGCUGUCAGUGGAGCAGGCCAAGCUGGAAAGAGAGCUUUCACAGCAGGAGGAGAGCAGCUCGGAGGGCAGUUCGGAAGAAGGUUAUGGCUGGUACUUUUGGAGCAUCGUGUCGUUCAUUGUCUUCUUCACCAUCGAGAUGUGCAGGGUGGAUCUCGCAGAUGCAGAAAUCCGGCCAUCUGAGGACGAGGACUUGUUCUCAGAGAGUGGACCCGUCAGCCAGAGGACAAUGGUACUAGAUAAAGACAUCCUGAGCAACUUCUGUGACAAAUGCACCUACAUGUCAGCCCACGAAAACUGGAGGGUAAGGGAGUUUGUUGAGGGUUUUGCUGACGACUUACUGGAGUCGCUCAGGGGUGUUUGCGACAAGGAGGCAGACAUGGAAGUCGGGGACUUUGUCGGGAUUGGAAGCAUGUUCGAGUCCUGGAAGGUUUGCAAGCCGCUAAUGUGUGACCUCAUUGUGCCUUUCUUGCCUCCACAUUCGUACUCUUUCCAGUUCCGUCUGUGGUGCAGCCCCAGCAGUGACAUUCCCCCAGACAUGCAGGGCUGUGGUAAGAUAAAGGUAACUAGGCUUGGGGAGAGCGAGGGCGGCUGCGUGUGUGGCUCUGCUAACCUUGGAGAGGACUUGAUCUGCCUGUUGCAUGGCAAGAACGAAGUCGUUACAGUGGUCCACAGUCCUGACGAGCUGCUGUGCUCCAGAGAAACGCGGUUCUUGAGUAAAGAUCAAGUCAUGAAGUGGUUCCAGAUCUCAGUGACCAAAGCGUGGGCACGCAUCUCUCACAAAUACGACUUUGAGGUCAACUUCCGCAACUUGGACACUGCCGGUGCUCUGAAGAUCCGAUUCCGCUCGGGGAGAGUUGUCACACUGAACAUCAUACCAGUGGUACAGCUGGAGGACACGGACGCUUAUUUUGUCUCGCACUUCUCGUCAGAUUGUCACAGUCGUCCAGAUCCGUACUGGCCCGUUUCAUUUGCCGUGUAUGAGAGGAAUUUGCUCAAACAUUUCUCGAAACGUCUACCGCAAAACUCCUGUCACCUAAACUGCCUUCAGAUUCUUACUUUCCUGCACAGGAAGCAGACGGGACUCACGGGAAAGUGCGCCCUCACUAACUACCACCUAAAGACUGCUCUGUUGCACCUGUUGCUGAGUAAAAGACCCUUCCUGUGGGGAGCGGAGAAUGUGGAGCACAGGUUUCGCGAUGUGCUCGGCUUUUUGCAGAAGAGCCUGCUGGAGAAGAGACUUCACCAUGUUCUGAUUGGAAACAGGAAAGUGCCAGAGGAAGUCCGGGUUCCCGAGAUGAUCCGGAACGCGGAGCCCAUCAAUUUGUUCAGGCCUCUGGUGCUGCAGACGGAGCAUCAUGCAGAAACAGUCAGGCAUUUUCAGGAGAUGUUGAGAAACGCACCUGUGCUUAUGCAAGAGUACAUACCUCACUUAUCAAAUGGAGGUUUACACCACAGCCUAGAUUAACAUUUGUGAGUCCGAGUUAAGCCUGAUUUAUACUUUUCAGUGUCAUGAGCAACAGAAGAUAGAUUUUGACACGCUGUGUGU
Messenger RNA from Solea solea (common sole), 1882 nucleotides. RefSeq names its product inositol 1,4,5-trisphosphate receptor interacting protein (gene itprip). Gene Ontology annotation, cellular component: membrane. The transcript is spliced from 2 exons. Lineage: Eukaryota; Metazoa; Chordata; Actinopteri; Pleuronectiformes; Soleidae. The record is from RefSeq and is a predicted model, not a curated record. The coding region runs from base 197 to 1801 and encodes 534 amino acids.